This is a messenger RNA of Pipistrellus nathusii (Nathusius's pipistrelle), 1125 nucleotides long. The record is from the annotation of a GenBank genome assembly. Lineage: Eukaryota; Metazoa; Chordata; Mammalia; Chiroptera; Vespertilionidae.
AUGGAUUUCCAAAUUACAGAGGAAGAUUUUAUCAUGUGGGCAACCUGUUGCAACUGGUUCUGCGUGGAUGGACAGCCUGAGGAGGCCUCACCACCCCAGGGAGCCAGGGCGCAGGCCUAUUCCAAUCCUGGGUACAGCUCCUUUCCUUCCCCAACAGGCUCGGAACCAAGCUGCAAGGCCUGUGGGGCCCACUUCGCAAACAUGGCCAGGAAGCAGACCUGCCUGGACUGUAAGAAAAAUUUCUGCAUGACCUGUUCAAGCCAAGUGGGAAAUGGGCCCCGCCUCUGCCUUCUCUGCCAACGAUUCCGAGCAACAGCCUUUCAGCGGGAGGAGCUCAUGAAGAUGAAGGUGAAGGAUCUGCGGGACUAUCUCAACCUCCAUGACAUCUCUACCGAAAUGUGCCGGGAAAAGGAGGAGCUGGUGCUCUUGGUGCUUGGCCAGCAGCCUGUAAUCUCCCAGGAGGCCAGGACUCGUGCCCCCACCUUUUCCCCGGACUUCCCUGAGCAGCAGGCCUUCCUGACCCAGCCUCAUGCCAGCACAAUACCUCCUACCUCACCCAGCCUCCAUUCCUCACCCUCACAAGCCACUUCUGUCCCCCCCGCCCAGGCUCAGGAAAAUCAGCAGGCCAAUGGCCACGUGUCUCAGGACCAAGAAGAACCCAUCCACCCGGAGAGCACAGCCAGGGUGCCUGCUGAGGAUGAGACGCAGUCCGUCGACUCAGAGGACAGCUUCGUCCCUGGCCGGAGGGCUUCUUUGUCCGACCUGACAGACCUGGAAGACAUUGAAGGUCUCAACGUGCGGCAGCUGAAGGAGAUCCUGGCUCGUAACUUCGUCAACUACAAGGGCUGCUGUGAGAAGUGGGAGCUGAUGGAGAGGGUGACGCGGCUGUACAAGGACCAGAAAGGCCUCCAGCACCUGGUGUGUGGUGCCGAAGACCAAAAUGGGGGAGCGGUGCCACCCAGCCAGGAAGAGAACCUGUGCAGGAUCUGCAUGGACUCGCCCAUUGACUGUGUCCUGCUGGAGUGUGGCCACAUGGUCACCUGUACCAAGUGCGGCAAGCGCAUGAACGAGUGUCCCAUCUGUCGGCAGUACGUGAUCCGAGCCGUGCACGUCUUCCGGUCCUGA